Molecule: messenger RNA, 765 nt
Organism: Protopolystoma xenopodis
Lineage: Eukaryota; Metazoa; Platyhelminthes; Monogenea; Polystomatidea; Polystomatidae
Source: the annotation of a GenBank genome assembly
AUGCGCUCGCUUACCCACUCUGGGUCUCCAUCUCCCAUCCCCUCGUACGAUGAUAGGAUUGCUAGUGGCGGUGGAGCUGGAGGUGGCUAUUCUAGUAAUCGUCCUUCUUUGAGCGGACUUCCAGUGAACCUCGGCCUGCCUGGCUCCGGUGUGCGUGUAGGCCAGGUUCCCUCUGGGGUAGGUGUUGGAGGAGCUGGGGUGGGGUCUGCUCGUCUAUCUUCUUCAUCUGUUGGAUCAGCAUCGCAUAUAUCGAGCCAAGGCGUUGUUGGUGCGGCCAAAUCUAUGCCAAGUGGUCCUCGCCGCAAUGCUGCCUGUGGCUCCGCCGGUAGCAUCGGUGGUGGACUUUUGGCUUCUGGGGCUAGUAGACGUCUGCUUACUGAUUCGUCUAUCUUUCAUCUAAUACUUACGCUCCGCGAAGCUGGACGUCGACUUGCUCUUUCUGACCCAACUAUUGCUACUGCAGCUACCUUAUUUCACAGGUCACUCCGCGUUCUCACUACUGGCGAAGAUCCUAUCCCAUCGGCUACUGUCGCUACAACGCUUGAGAGUAUUGCAACAAACGGCGAACAGAAUUGCUCGGAUGAGAGUGGUAUACCAUGUGCCAUUUCCUUAGAUGUUGGAGCUAAACCCGUUGAAGGACCUGUUUCGAUGGCUGCUAUUGACCAGGCACUACGAAAUAGUUUGGGUGAUAUUGAUCCCCAUGUAAGUCAUCUUGUCUCGUCAAUGUGUAUUCAGAUUUUAUUUCGUUUGCAUGAUUCAUUGUGA